AUGGAGACCCUGUGCCCCGCUCCCCGCCUCGCAGUGCCGGCGUCCCCGCGAGGGUCGCCCUGCGCCCCCGCACCCCGGAAGCCGCGUCGGGGGACCCAGGAGUUCUCUCCGCUGUGCCUGCGCGCCCUCGCCUUCUGCGCCCUUGCCAAGCCCCGGGCGUCCGCCCUCGGCCUGGGGCCCGGGGAGCCGGCGUCGCGGGCCCCGCUGCUGCUCGGCCCGCGCGCCUCCCUGUGCACCGGCGCCUGGGCCGCGGAUGGCCUGAAGCACCUCGCGGGACAGGCCGGGCGGUCCAGCGGCCCGGACGCCGCGGCCGGCCAGGAUGCGGACGCCGCCGUGUGCCGGGGCCGCGACCAGGAGGAAGAGGGCGGAGGCGGCUUCCCGCACUUCGGCGCCCGCUCCGGCGCACCUCCCGGCCGCUGCCUGGCGCCCCGGCGCCCUCGGGAAUCUCCGACCAACUCCGCCUCGGCUCCGCCUCGGCCAGCCCCGGCUCUGGACGCCCGGGCCGGCCCCGCCGCCAGCCCGCGCGGAGAGCCGGGUUCUCGGCCUCCGCCGCCACCUGCGGACCUCAGCGCCGAGCCCGCGGGGCCCGCGGCCGCGCCGGAGCCAGCCCUGCCGGGCCCGACGCUCGCAGCCGAUGGAAGCCCCCCGGAGGCCGCCCCCGAGGCACCCGCCGGCAGCGCCUCGACGGCCAGCGGAGCCCCGGCAGCCCCCGGCGAGCUCCGCCAGGAGCAUUUCGACCGUCUGAUCCGCCGGUCGAAACUUUGGUGUUACGCGAAGGGCUUUGCCCUCGACACCCCCAGUCUGCGCCGGGGGUCCGAGCGGCCGCCAGCGAAAGGGCCUGCUCGGGGAGCCGCCAAGAAGCGCCGGCGGCCGACAUCCCCGCGUCGCCGAGCGCAGCCCCGCCGCCCGGCACCCACGCUCCCCACCGCGAGCACCUUCAGCCUCCUCGACUGCUUCCCCUGCCCCCCGGCCUUGGUGGUGGGGGAGGACGGAGACCUGGGGCCGGCAUCCUCGCUUCGCCUCCAGGGAGAUGUUAAGCCUCCGCCUGCUCACCCGCUGUGGAGGUGGCAGGUCGGCGGUCCCGCUGUUCCUGAGCCCCCCGGCCUCAAAUUCUGGGGGAUCAACUUGGAGGAACCCUGAGCCGGAGACCUCUUCUGCCUAGGGGAACAAGCUGGAGCCACAGCCAAACUGCGGGCAGGAUUGAGCCUCGUUUCUUCCAUCUGCCUGUCCCCUUUACGUUUUAUGGGCUGUGAUCAGAAGGUGCUCAAAUGACAGUGAUCUUCAAGCACCUAACUAGUUGGGGUGACACCCUCUCCCCCUUAUCCUUUGGAGAUGAGCCCAGGGCUGGAGUCAGGAGAAGACUUAACCGAAAAAGGCUUAAUGACAUAGAUGGCAACCCCUCCGCUCUUCCAUCUCGGAUCUUUGGGGGCAGGGCCUUCACCCCAGGGGGAGCAAAGGAGGCUACGGCUCAAAGACAGAAAGAAAAAAAAAAAAAGGGAGAGAGACCUUGGUGAUGGACAAACCGGUUGUUUCUGUGGGCAAGCCUGGGGAUGUGGGGGCUGCGGUGGGGGUGGGGAGGUGAUUGGCAGCUCCCUGGGGGCAUCCACUCCCCCCCACCCCCACCAUCCAGGCCUUUAACCCUUUACUCCCCUCAGGCCUUCCCCCAGCGCUCCUGGCACCAUCGGAGUCUCCCUGGGGCUGGGGGCAGCUUGGGCAAGGGGAAGAUCACCCCUUCCUGCUUUUUUCCCUAGGGCCCCCAAGUCAGGUGACCUCUAAUUGGUGAGAUCUUCAGCCUCACCCACCAGCCUUUCCCUUUUGUCCAGUUUUGGAGUUUCUCUCUUUGGUGUUCCCUGUUGCUUUCAACUUGUAAGGUCUGGUGGGUAAAAGGAUUUUUCUUGUGAUAAACCAGCCACUACGUCUCUCAUCAGGAGGGCCAGGGUUGCGGGAUCUCUUCCCUUCCAAAAGGGCAGACUUUGCCUGGAGAAGGGGCCAGAGAUUGUCCCGGGGAAAGUCAUGGAAGUGUAAGGUGGGCGAAAUCAGUAAAAUCAGACCCAAAGAGUUGCCGUUCGUGGUCCUCCACGAUCUAUGGAUGGGAGGGGGUAGAGGUAGGGAGCAGGCCUGGGUCCAUUCUUUUGACACCCAAACGAAGCCCCUUUAAAGAGUAGUGACAGGACAAGCUGCUUUUUGUGGAGGGGAAAUGAAGGGCUCUUGGCCUACACACAAGGGGCCCGUGGGAUUUGAAAGGAGAAAGUCUGGAUUUGGAUGGGAACUGGGCUGAGGUGCCUUCAGCUCCCCCCCUCCCACCCCCAAUUUGAGGCAUUUUGGGAGUUGUCAGGGACCUGAUGGAUCCGAAGGGGGCAGGGCCAGGGGAUUAGUUUUGAGGUCAGAGGUUCUGUUUUUUGGGGGGGAGGGGAGGCCUGGACCACGCCCUCCAAUCCCCUCCAGUCACAGGGAGGCAGCACUGCUUUCCCCAACACCCAGGUGAGGUCAGGGCACGGUCGCUCUUAGGGAGAUCCAAAAUCUGAGUGUGAGGGGACCCUGGGGUUUCGGAUCUGCCCAACAGCUGAGGAAGUCACGGACCCUUCAGCCCAUACUAGUGAAUAGCACCCUUUCCCCCCAAAAUGGGGCAAGGGAGGAACAAUUCCCACAUACGAUACUGGGGAAGGACUUGUCUCCUUUUCUGUGAAAAUGCUUUGUAAAAAGUUGUUAUUGUUUGCAUAGAGCAGAUUCUUGAGAAAAACUGUU
Messenger RNA from Talpa occidentalis (Iberian mole), 2745 nucleotides. RefSeq names its product elongin BC and polycomb repressive complex 2 associated protein (gene EPOP). NCBI's taxonomy places the organism in Eukaryota, Metazoa, Chordata, Mammalia, Eulipotyphla, Talpidae. The coding region runs from base 1 to 1140 and encodes 379 amino acids. The transcript has a single exon. Gene Ontology annotation, biological process: neuron fate commitment. The record is from RefSeq and is a predicted model, not a curated record.